UUCUCCUAGCUACCGCAAUGCCACGUGCAACCACUUAUAUCCGUACAUUUGUAACAACCUAAACAUUACGAAACUUAUAUUUGAUUAAAAAAAGCCUCACGGAAUUCGACACUCAUAGACCUCCAUACAACAAAACAUUUAUCUCGCGGAUAUAUUUUAAUGAGAGUAAAGCCUCUCGCUUCGCCUCUUCCUCUGUAAGGAAACGCAUAAUUCUUCCGGAGUAGCGAAACUUUAUUUUCUAUUCAAUGCAAAUGAAGAGGAAGGUGUAGACAAUAACCAAUCGACAAGAUUCAGAUCAAACCUGGGAAAAAGCAACGCAAUAAAACCAAGAUGACUAGAAGUCAUCGUGACCACAUCAAAACAGAUUGUGAAACACAGUCAGAUGAUGUUGACUCCAGUAGAGAAGAUUCAGACAUUGGCCAAGCCCACUCUCUCAGCAGUAAUGGGUUUACUUUCAACAUCAUCCAAAUCAAAGAGGAGGAAACAGACUUUGACAUGCAUGAAACAAGUGAGGAACAUAAUGGAAUCAGAUCAAAUUGCCACUUGGAUUCUAGAGCACUCCACCAGGAUUCUAGAGCACUCCACCAGGAUUCUAGAGCACUCCACCAGGAUUCUAGAGCACCCCACCAGGAUUCUAGAGCACCCCACCAGGAUUCUAGAGCACUCCACCAGGAUUCUGGAACCAUCAAAACCAAGACUGAAACAGAUUCUGUUUACAUUAGCCAAGGAACGGUGGAAAUUAAGACUGAGCAAGAUUCUGAAAUCAGAGUGGUUAAGACAGAAACUAAAGUGUACGCCCCCUCACACAGCUGCCCCCACUGCAGUUGCAUGUUCCACACUCCACAGCAGCUACUUGUCCACACCUGCCAGGUUGCGAAUUCUGACAACAUUGUUGAUUUUUUGUUGAAGACCCCGUUUAAUUCUUUGGAGUCCACAGAAAAGGUGCGAAUUAAAACAGAGGGUCGACCUCUGCCUGAAAUCAAGUACAUAAGGAAGGAUGACAAAGUGAGGAGGGCGUUCAAUACCAACUGGUAUAAAAAGUAUCAAUGGCUAACAGGUAGUCUUUCAUCAAGCCGCUUGUAUUGCUGGCCUUGUCUGCUCUUUGGAACGUUUGAGCCUUGGGCUAAAGGGGGGUUCAGUGACCUAAAGAACAUUGACCGUUCAGCUAAACGGCAUGACGAAAGCCGGGAGCAUCUCAACUCCUAUGCGAAACUCAAGCUUUUGGGACAGCCGAGUCAUUGUGCUAAUCACUCACUCAAUGAAGGCCUGCGUAUUCAAGCUGCGCAACACAACGAAAAGGUCAGAAGAAACAGGGAUGUUCUCAAACGCCUCAUUGAUAGCAUUGCAUUCUUAGGCAUGCAAGAGUUGGCUUUUAGGGGGCACGAUGAGACGGAAAGUUCCGCUAACAAAGGCAACUUCAGGGAAUUGGCAGAGGUAAUCGCGCGGUAUGAUGCUUUACUUGCUCAGCAUAUGGAAUCUUCAACUGUGUUCACUGGAAUGUCAAGAACUAUUCAGAAUGACUUGAUAACUGCUAUCGCAUCAUCAAUUAGAAGUGAGAUUAAAAGCGAGGUUGACGCUGCUCCAUUUUUCUCAUGGCAAAUGGAUGAAACUACAGACCAUUCGCAGUUGUCUGUCAUUGUCAGGUAUGUGGAUGAUCGGGGGUGUGUCCAGGAGCGUUUCUUGGGCUACUUUGAUGUGUCAGCUGGGCGAGAUGCACAGUCUGUGUUUGAUCUAGUGAAUUCGGAGAUGUCAGAGUUUAACUUUGUGGAGAAACUAGUCGCUCAAACAUAUGAUGGCGCUGCUGUAAUGGCUUCUGAUUUAAAUGGUCUGCAAGCAAAAGUAAGAGCUGUAGCUCCGAGGGCCACCUUUGUGCAUUGCUAUGCACAUCCCCUCAACUCCGUAUUAAGCCAGAGCGUGAAGUCUAUGCCCAAGACCAAGGUUUUCUUUGCCACACUGGGUGGCUUCGCAACUUUUUUUUGUAAGUCCACCAAUAGAAUGCUGCUAGAAAAGGCCGCUUGUGCAAGUUUGCCCAAAAACGCACCAACACAUUGGAAUUUCACGUCCAGAGUCGUUAACACGGUGGCAAAAAACUUUGAGCAUCUGUUGGACACAUUCACAAGUAUCACAGAGCAUCCUAACGUGGAUGAUGACACGAUUUUUGAUGCAAAUGGGUUCAAGACACAGCUGGAAGAUUUUCAUUUUAUUUUUUUACUUCUCACUUUUGAAUAUAUAUUUGCUUGCACAGAUGUGGUUUUUGACAGUGUGCAACAGAAUGCCAUGGAUGUAGAAUUUUGUAAGAGGAGGAUUGAGAAUCUUUUACUCAAGAUAGAGGAGCACAAAUCUGAAGAAGAAUUUAGUGCUAUAUAUCAGAAGGCUUCGAACAUGACAGAUGAUCCAGAGUUGAUGCACAGAAGGAAGCGGAGGCAGGGCACUCAGGAUGUACUGCAGACGUACAAAUCACUGUACGAUUCAAUUCAUGACAACAUCAAGACACAAAUAGCACAGAGGUUCCAAAGCCUGGACAGCAGGAGAUACAUGGAGUUGUUAGAUGAUGAGAAAUUUGAGUCAUUCCGGAGUGAAUUCCCUGCAAAUGCAAUGGAAAGCCUGUCCCAGAGCUAUGGAUGUUUUUUUAACAUGGAAAAACUGAAAAAUGAGCUGCAAGUGUUCUACUGUGGUGAGGAGCUUCAAGGGAACAGUCGGAAACUGUGUGACAGAAUCUUGCAUUUCAAGGGGUGUGGAUUGAAUGAAGUGAUGCCUGAGGUGUACCGGCUCAUGUGCCUAGUUGCAACUAUAGGGGCAACGUCAGCGGGCGUGGAGAGCAGAUUCUCUCGUCUGAAGAGGCUGAAAAGCUACACAAAGAACACCAUGGGACAAGAGCGACUCAAGAACCUGGCAAUCCUAUCCAUAGAAAGGAGAAUUCUUAAAUCAUUGCAGAAGAAUCCUCACUGGUAUGAGAGGGUCAUUGACCAGUUUGCCAACCAGACUAUGAGAAGAAUGGACUUUAUAUUCAAGUGAUUGAGACCGGAUGGUGGAAACUCUCUGAACUACUGAGAGGGAGUAAAAGGUCCCAUGAUGCCAGUAAUGUAUUAAAAGCAGCGUGUAGCUCCUGUUUGUAAGCAUGUGCACAUGUCCACAUCCUCUCAUUCUUCCUCUGGAGACCUCAACCCUUCUCAUGCACUGCAGUCAGCGUUGACUAAAGCUUUCAGUGUCAUCGAAAGAUGUCAAACAAACUGACCGCUGCUGCUGCUACUAAAGAACAUUCAAACUUAAACUAUUUUGCUGAAUGCCUGUUUUCCUUUUCUAGUUUAUAUGCCUUUUGGACCCUGCACCCAAAGACUUAUUUGAACUGUUGAGUUGAGCAUGCCAAUUCUUGUUUUUGUGUUGUAUUUUAUCGUUAUUAUGGAUCCCCAUUAGCUACUCUUCCUGGAGUCCAGCAAAAUUAAGGCAGUUAUAACAUUUUUGUAGUUGAUUAACAAGGGAAAAGUGAUGUACAGAUGAUGGUUGUAUAUGCCUGACUUACUGCCAGGGGAUGACAAAAGUAACAAUGAUUGCUGUGAAUAAAGUAUGUGAAAGAG
Messenger RNA from Oncorhynchus tshawytscha (Chinook salmon), 3575 nucleotides. Its product is annotated as zinc finger MYM-type protein 1. NCBI's taxonomy places the organism in Eukaryota, Metazoa, Chordata, Actinopteri, Salmoniformes, Salmonidae. The record is from RefSeq and is a predicted model, not a curated record. The transcript is spliced from 3 exons. The coding region runs from base 331 to 3015 and encodes 894 amino acids. Gene Ontology annotation, molecular function: protein dimerization activity.